Messenger RNA from Psylliodes chrysocephalus, 4770 nucleotides. The record is from the annotation of a GenBank genome assembly. NCBI's taxonomy places the organism in Eukaryota, Metazoa, Arthropoda, Insecta, Coleoptera, Chrysomelidae.
UGAAUGAGUCGGUAAUUUUUAUGGAAUUCCUUAUUUAAAUAAUAUAUUAGUUAUCAGUUAAUAUAAUUCAUAAUCAGUAACGAAAUUUAGUUAUAUUGCAACCCAAGGAAAGGAAAAGGAUCAAAGUGCGCGAACGCAUUGAAAGUGCAAAACCUCAUAUUCUACCCACCUAAUUUUCAAAUCAAUAUUUACAACUUGUAAAAAAAUAUUUUUCAUUAAUAAGAUAUAAAUAGAACCCAAGAUGCCUAACUCCGAAUUGCGUAAAAGAAAGAAUAAACAGCACAAUGAUAGGCCAAACAAAUCUAACACAAAGAAAAGGAAGGAUAAAACAGUAUCUGGAAUACAUACAUCACUUUUAUGUUUAAUUUUAAGUGGUUCUAUUUUUACAACGUUUAUAAUUUUAUAUACAGACCAAAUCCCUUGGUUAAUUGGACACAGAGCUAUUGACAGUAUUGCUAAAAGAUUCUUAGGAUAUCAUAAACCUGUAUAUGCUGUUGUGGUAGAUGCAGGUAGCACAGGGUCAAGAGUACUGGCUUACUCUUUCCACGAGUCUUAUUUUGGAAAUCAUCUAAUGUUAGAUAAAGAACUAUUUGAAUACUUAAAACCAGGUCUUUCUUCAUUUGCCAAAGAACCAAAGAAGGGCGCAGCAACUAUAGUAUCUCUUUUAGAAAAAGCCAAAAAUGAAAUUCCAGAAGAAUAUUGGUCAAAAACUCCUGUAGUAUUGAGAGCAACUGCAGGUCUUAGAAUGUUACCUUUAGACCAGUCUGAAAAGUUACUUGAAUCUGUGAAAGAAGUUUUUAGGAAAGCAUCAUUUUUAACUCGCGAUAAUUCUGUGGAAAUUAUGGAUGGAACUGAUGAAGGGGUUUUCUCCUGGUUCACAGUAAACUUCUUAUUAGAUAGACUCAAUGGAGACCCUGCCAGCACAGUAGCUGCAUUAGAUUUAGGUGGCGGUUCAACACAAGUAACGUUUGCGGCAAUGACGCCAGUUAGUUUGAAGCAAAAUGACAAAAUUCAACUUGUAGCUUCACCUAGAGGACAAGUGCCAGUCUACACUAACAGCUUCUCUGGCCUGGGGCUGAUGGCCGCCAGGCAUGCUAUAAUCACCUUGAAUCAAGGAGAUGCUGUCAAUGUUACCAGUGAAUGCAUUAAUCCUAUUAUUAAGAAAAAAAAAUUCCAUUACCAUGGUACAGAAUAUUACGUUUCUGGUCUACAAGAAAACUACCCCACCACAAAUAUAAAGGGUACUAACAUCAGGAUAGGCGAGAUAGUUCCUAUUGUUAGUUUUAGCGAUUGUUCGAAAUUAAUUAGUGAUUAUGUGAGGACCAAAGCAAGUCCUCCUGAAGAAUUACCCCUCAAGACGAUUUUUGCAUUCAGUUACUAUUUUGACAGAGCCACUGAAGUAGGCUUAAUAGACGAGUCUACUGGUGGUAACGUAUUACUAAAAGACUUUAAGAAGGCUGCCGAGAAAGUGUGUCACGAAGCAAAUGCUGAACAAGCCUUCAUGUGCCUAGACUUGACUUUUAUUUGGGUGCUUCUAAAUGAAGGUUUUGGAUUGAAAGAUACUACUCAAAUAUUCUUGCACAAAAAAAUUAAUGGUCACGAAAUAAGUUGGGCCUUAGGAGCGGCGUACGAUUUGCUAAGAGGAGAAAAGAAAAAUUAGGAGGAUAUUUAAAUUAGACAUGUGUAUGUUAGUUGUACAACGAAUGAUUGCACCUUGUUAUGUUUAGUAUCAAUUUUCUAUUUCAAUUGAAAACAGAUGAAAAUACUUCAAAAUUAUUUAUGUCUUAUAAAUUUUUUUUCUAGUAGUGACAUAUCGAGGGUCAAAACGCAAGACCUUGUAAGUAAUAAUUUAGAAAUUUUUCAGGAAAGCAAAAAACUAUUUUAUUUUUGUUUUAAAACAUAAGUAAUUAUUUUUUUGCUGAAUUUUUUUUUCUCAAUGUGUUCCUUAUAUUCUUCUGCUUCUAUAUUGUCGUUUUUAUGUUUGAAGCAGACAUCACAUUGGUCCUUUCUCGGUCGGAAUAUAAACAUCUUCAUUCGGUCUGCAAGUUAAAUCGUAGUGAUAACUGACAUUGGAUUUUGUCCUUCUUUUUGCAUUUCCUCUUGUAGACUCUGUAUAAAUCCGACCAUGACUGAAAAGAUGGCUCCAAGUACAUUCUUUUGGUGUCUUUUCAACAAUAAUGUGAAGGAAGCUUGUUUAAAUUUUGAAGAAACUCAGUGAGAAAAUUUCUGUCAUUUUCAAAAAUAUCUUGUUUUUCUCUCCUGCUUAUUUCGGUUUGGUCGCUACUUGCCGUGCCAUUUUCAGACUUCAUUGCCCAGGAUCGUACGGACCAUUGUCCGAGGCUUAGAAGUAUUUAGGUACAUUUUCUUACAAACAGUCAUGGAUUUAUUACUAAUAAUAAAAAAGUAAUCUAGUGUUUGGGAUUUACAAGAGGUUUCAAUUUUUUUCACGGCCUCUUUUUAUCACAUACUUUGACGGUAUUUCCAAAAAAACUUUUCGCUUCUUCCAAAUCAAAUCUUUCCAGAAUUUUUUGAAUAGCUUUUCUCGAUCCUCGUUAGAAAUUAGGUAACUUCAAACUUUGUCAGCAGAUUGCAUCAUCUAUUCUACGGAAUAUUUCAUAAUAAAAUGAAUUUCAAACAAAAUGUUAGUUACGAUGUCCUGCGUUUUGACUCUCGAUAUCUAUAAAUGGUUUUAAUAAUUUGAAAACUGCCUAAAUGUUUGUGUUUAACUGAAUAACUUAAUAAUUAAGAUAUUGUUAUACAUUCUUGAAUAAUUUUUAGGAGUUUUUAUUUAAUUUUCGACUAAUCCGAAUGUUUUUGCGUCACCAGCUGAAAAUUUUAGUCAAUUACGAUAAGAUUAGCAUUUAAUCUAGGCCCUAGGCAAUAACUUUAUACCAGUGAAUAAAGAAACAUGCAAACUAUUACAAAUAAACUAAUUAUUGCGUAAUUCAAUUAAAAGUUAACCGUUACUGAAAUAUAAAUUACGUCACACUAAUAUAACGUAUUGGGUAUACCUAAUACAAAAAGGAACACCUAAAAAACAGUCUAUACUCAAUAAUUCAAAGAUAAUUUCAGAAGAGGUGAGAAUCUUUAAAAAAAAUCACUUUGUGUGGUAUUUGUAAAAAUUAUUUAACAAUAUAAACAGAACUUUUAAGUACAAUUUAGUGCAAAAUUAAUAUUAAUAUUUAAACAAAAAAAAAAAAACGAUUUUUGUCUAUUUUUGACAAAUUUCACAUUGAGUAAAAACACUACAAGUGUUUUCAGAUACAGUUUAUUUUAAUUGGUAUGUGUUGGAAUAAAAGAUGAUUGUCAUUGAUUGAUAUAGAAUAAAAUAAUCAGCAACAAUACUUGCAUUCAUUCCAUUUUCGUUGGUUUUUAAAAUAACAAUUUAACGUUUGACAUUUUAAAUAGGAUUUCGUUUAACCUUUUGUUAUCAUUUAGCAACCAUGGAAUGAGUACUAAUUACAUUUGAUAAAUGCGCGAUAUUAAUAAGUAAAAUUCAUAAACUUAGUAUUUUAAGUUGUUGCUGGUGAUACAAAAACAGUCAAAUGUACCUUGGUGGAUUGUACAUUGUCUUUUUGGAUACGAAUGCUUUAUCCUUGACCAAAAAAGUUACACUUACACGCUUUUGUAAGUAAAUAACUAUUGUAUCUUUAAAAGUUCCAAAAGAACCUUUAUAAAUUCGUUUAUUUAUGAAGUGUUAAUUUGUUCAGUAUUACAAUUAUUUAUACAUUCCUUUAAAAAUAAAAUUAAUUUAAAUUAAUUACUUUUUUGUAAUAAAGUAGGAUAAUAUAAACUAAAUUCUAACGAAACAGGAAAAAAAAUUUAUAAAACAUAUUUUUUAAUUUUAAAAACGCAAACUUAUGUCACAAAAUAUACAGUCAAAUCGGGUAACUUUGGACCUGGUUUUUAUUAUAAAUCUGAAUUUAUUUGUUAUUGUUGCACAAUUUUAUUGAAUGAUGUUCCUGUAAAAUGAUUUAUAUGAAUUUUAAAUUUAAAAAAAAUUAAAAUUUAUAGUAAAAAAUAAAAAAAAUAUAUUUCUGGAUGUGGUCUAAAGUAUUUUCAUCGGGAGAAAUUACUGAUUUCUUACAAUUUAAAGGCUACGGGUAAGAUUAAACCAUAUUAGUUUUAAUAUAGAGUCCCCAGGUCAGUUAUUAGUUAUAAUUAAUUUGUAUUUAAGUAUUUAUUUUUUUUUACAGACAAGGUUGAAGUUGUAAUUAGCUAUGGGUCCUAUUGUAAAUAUUAGGAUAUUUUUCCAAAGUUACCCGAUUUGACUGUACUGAUACGUACAAUUUAUAUAUUUUAAUAAAAAUUUCUCGAAAAUAUUAACAAAAUAAUAAUUUUAUCCUCAAUUUACAUGAAAUCAGACAAUUUAAAAUAUUUGACUAAAAAUUAAACCUAACGCAAAGUUUGAAGUUUAUUGAUUUAAGCGACAUGGAAAAUAUAGGAAAAACAAAGGAAUUUUCAUUUAUUAAAAAAAAAUUAAUACUGAAUUUUGAAUGUUUUUUUUUGACACAAUAUGUCGCCAUUAAAAAAUACUCAUUUUUAUGAUAUAAUAUACUCAAUAAAAAGUAUGGAAGUAUAUUUUUCUGAAUUUUUUAAAAAGUUCAAUGUAUUUUGUUGAAAAAUUGAAAAUUGAUACUUUUUUGUUUGUUAAUAAGAUGAACAUGUGCCUUAUAUAUUAUUUUUUGUUUUGUUAUAUUUAUUGGCUGUGCAGCGAUUCCAUUCUUUUAAGUGUACGUCAAUAACCGAGUAAUAAACAUUUUUAAUUAC